AUGGUAGUGUUCAAUGGCCUUCUUAAGAUAAAAAUCUGCGAGGCUGUGAGCUUGAAGCCCACAGCCUGGUCGCUGCGCCAUGCGGUGGGACCCCGGCCACAGACUUUCCUUCUGGACCCCUACAUCGCCCUCAACGUGGACGACUCGCGCAUCGGCCAAACGGCCACCAAGCAGAAGACCAACAGCCCGGCCUGGCACGACGAGUUCGUCACCGAUGUGUGCAAUGGGCGCAAGAUUGAGCUGGCCGUCUUCCACGAUGCCCCCAUCGGCUACGACGACUUCGUGGCCAACUGCACCAUCCAGUUUGAGGAGCUGCUGCAGAAUGGAAGCCGCCACUUCGAGGACUGGAUUGAUCUGGAGCCAGAAGGAAGAGUGUAUGUGAUCAUCGAUCUCUCGGGGUCAUCGGGUGAAGCCCCUAAAGACAAUGAAGAGCGCGUGUUCAGGGAGCGCAUGCGGCCCAGGAAGCGGCAGGGGGCCGUCAGGCGCAGGGUCCACCAGGUCAACGGCCACAAGUUCAUGGCCACCUACCUUCGGCAGCCCACCUACUGCUCCCACUGCAGAGAUUUUAUCUGGGGUGUCAUAGGAAAGCAGGGAUACCAAUGUCAAGUUUGCACUUGCGUGGUCCACAAGCGAUGCCAUGAGCUCAUCAUUACGAAGUGUGCUGGAUUAAAGAAACAGGAAACUCCCGACGAGGUCGGCUCCCAGCGGUUCAGUGUCAACAUGCCCCACAAGUUCGGUAUCCACAACUACAAGGUCCCCACCUUCUGCGACCACUGUGGGUCCUUGCUCUGGGGCCUCUUGCGGCAGGGUUUGCAGUGCAAAGUCUGCAAAAUGAACGUUCACCGACGCUGUGAGACCAACGUGGCUCCCAACUGUGGCGUGGACGCCAGAGGAAUUGCCAAAGUCCUGGCGGACCUGGGUGUCACUCCGGACAAAAUCACCAACAGCGGCCAGAGGAGGAAAAAGCUCAUCGCUGGUGCCGAGUCCCCACAGCCUACUUCUGGAAGCUCACCAUCUGAGGAAGAUCGAUCCAAGUCAGCACCCACCUCCCCUUGUGACCAGGAACUAAAAGAACUUGAAAACAACAUCCGGAAGGCCUUGUCAUUCGACAACCGAGGGGAGGAGCACAGGGCGGCAUCAUCCACCGAUGGCCAGCUAGCGAGCCCUGGUGAAAAUGGUGAAGUUCGGCAAGGCCAGGCCAAGCGCUUGGGCCUGGAUGAGUUCAACUUUAUCAAGGUGUUGGGCAAAGGCAGCUUUGGCAAGGUCAUGCUGGCGGAGCUGAAAGGCAAAGACGAGGUGUAUGCUGUGAAGGUCUUAAAGAAGGACGUGAUCCUUCAGGAUGAUGACGUGGACUGCACGAUGACAGAGAAGAGGAUUUUGGCUCUGGCGCGGAAACACCCGUACCUAACACAACUCUACUGCUGCUUCCAGACCAAGGACCGCCUCUUUUUCGUCAUGGAGUAUGUAAAUGGCGGAGACCUCAUGUUCCAGAUUCAACGCUCCCGAAAAUUCGAUGAGCCUCGUUCCCGGUUCUAUGCUGCAGAAGUUACGUCAGCCCUCAUGUUCCUCCACCAACAUGGAGUCAUCUACAGAGAUUUGAAACUGGACAACAUCCUUCUAGAUGCAGAAGGUCACUGCAAGCUGGCCGACUUUGGGAUGUGCAAGGAAGGGAUUCUGAACGGUGUGACGACCACCACAUUCUGCGGGACCCCUGACUAUAUUGCCCCCGAGAUCCUGCAGGAGUUGGAGUACGGCCCCUCGGUGGACUGGUGGGCCCUGGGGGUGCUGAUGUAUGAGAUGAUGGCUGGACAGCCCCCCUUUGAAGCCGACAACGAGGACGACUUGUUUGAAUCCAUCCUCCACGAUGACGUGCUCUACCCGGUCUGGCUCAGCAAGGAGGCCGUCAGCAUCCUGAAAGCUUUCAUGACCAAGAACCCCCACAAGCGCCUGGGCUGUGUGGCAGCACAGAACGGCGAGGACGCCAUCAAGCAGCACCCGUUCUUCAAGGAGAUCGACUGGGUGCUCCUGGAGCAGAAGAAGAUCAAGCCGCCCUUCAAACCUCGAAUUAAAACCAAAAGAGACGUCAAUAACUUUGACCAAGACUUUACCCGGGAAGAGCCAGUACUCACACUCGUAGACGAAGCAAUUGUGAAGCAGAUCAACCAGGAGGAAUUCAAAGGAUUCUCCUACUUUGGUGAAGACCUGAUGCCCUAAGAAGCCGCUCCAAGUGGAGUUUGGUGAUGCUGCAAGAAGGGGUGCCGAGAAGAUUCCUAGUUGCCAGAGGCUCAGAAGGUCUUGAACUACUUCUCCUCCCCAGAGCCCCAACCCCUUGUCCACUCUCUAUUUAUUGCAUUCCCUUACCCCAGGCCACCUCCUCCCUCCUUCCACCUGGUGACCAGAAGGCACUCUUGGUUCUUGUCUCACCAGUAAUGCAGAAUCGUAUUGGGUCAGCAGUUGGCUGGACACACUGCCGUGUUUGGUCUGUUGGCAAGCCUGGUUCAACUCCUUGGGGCCUCCUGGCAGUGAAGCAACUUCACUUCUUUUACUGAAAAGAAAAAAAAAAAAAAAAGGAAACGAGACUACUCUGGCUCUGCUAUCGGACAUCGAGUCCCGACAAUUCUCGCUUCUCCUCCCUCCAGACCCCUGCCUGCCGCCCUCUGCCCUUCUGUCCAGGAGAAGAGACUGGUGCUUCUUCGUCGUGAGGGUGGGCACCCUUGAGGUGUGCCUGUGAAGGAGAGGGACUGGGAGGUGCACAGGUUAGCUACCUGUGUGGGUUUGCUCUGGAAUGGCUGUUUCUUGCUUGCUUUGGUUUUAGCUUUUGGGCAUGCCAAAGUUGUGUAAGCAUGUAUCUCAUGGAAGAAAUCACUUUUUGUGGAAAAGGAAAUUUGAUUUUGAACUCUAAUAACAUUUGAAAAAUAUAUUAUCAAAUUUUCUUUCUAAUUGGCCAAAAGAUAUAAAUUCUAGUAUCAAUACAGGUAGAUAUUAAAGGGCUAGCAUACAAUGAGAAACCAAUUGUCCAAGGUUUAUGCUAUUAAUGCUUUAGUGGCACAUGAGGGCUACAUGAAUUGAGAGACAAGGAAGCAAGUAAUGCUCCUCAUUAUUCAAGUCCUGCCUGAACACCGCGCUGAUGGCCAAGACCCUGGGUUCUAGCGAAACUUGGCCCCCAAAUUCUCUUUCCAGUUUCAUCCUAAGUUCCCAGCAUAAACUCUAUUUAUUUUCUGCAGUGGUGUGUUAUUUUUGCACACUUCUACAAAAUGGUAGUACUACUGUGUCGUGGUUUUUUAACAUUAAACAUGUAAAAUUAAAUAUGAAAUAUCUGCUUUUGGAACAAGCAGAAUGAGGCUAAACAUGGGUUAGGCAGAGGGUAUCAAGAGACUGAAGAGUAACUUCAGUUUGAAAACUGACAAUGUGGCAAGAUGUACUCGGAGUUUUGUUUCUGUGUGACAUGCAAUGGCAACUCAUGUGGACACUAUUUAAUGGAUGUGAUGUUACCUCCUGUAGAUAUGCUAACAGUGUUACAUUCUUUGAUUUCCAAGGGUUCUCUGUGGCUUUGUGUAUAUGUUUCCCGGAGGUCGUUUGACUAGCUAUUUUACUGAGCUGAUUGAGCAGGGAAUGGAAUCCAUUCCAACUGUUGCACGUGGAUUUCCCAGCUGCCCCUAAAUAUAUAUACUUGUGAGUGGCAAAGUGGCACUAAUGAAGCUUUUUGCCUUUUGUACAUUUGAGAUUUUUGUAUAUAGUGUUUGCUGCAAGGCCUGUGGAAUUAAUUCAUUGAAUUUAGAGGUAUCAACUGCUGCAUGUUCAGGCAUAUUAUAAAACUUUAGUCUAUGAAAGAAUAAUUAUAAUAAUGUCCAGGUGCAAUACUCUGUAAGUGUAUUGGUUCAAGUUACCGAAAGAUAAGGUGUGUUUCCUUCUAUCAUUUUUCGGGGGUAGUGGGGGGUCCUUUGUACUGUUUAUUUCAUUUUGAUUUAUUUUAAAAGAUGUAAACAUAUAUUAAGCUAUAUUAAAUCUCACGUACAGGUCUCCCGUGCUCUAUUAUGCCCUGAUAGAGAUGGGAAGAGAAAGGAAUGUUUUCAACGGUGGUCUCAAAGCUUGGACUGAGACUAGCUCGAGCCCAGAGAGAGUCGAUGUCCAUAUUUGCAUCUGGCUGGUCAUAGCCUUUGUUCCUAAUGAUGACGUUCAGUUCUCUUUUGUUUUUAUUUUUUAAAAACUCAGGUGUAAUUAUUAUCUGUUCUUAUAGUAAUUUCAAAUAUUAUGCUUUAUCAAUUUGUGUGUUUGGCAUACCAGUGAAGUGACAAAGAACAGUAGAUUAACUUAUCUUCGGUAACUUGACGUACUGGGGAGAGACUAUCUUCUGGAGUUGAGUACAAGCACAGAAACAUCUUCAUGGUGGCAUCAUCUCAUUUUUUAGGAAGACAUGACAAUACUGCCCGUCAUACUCAUGCGUCACUACUGCUCUCUGUUCUUCCUCUGCUUCUUUUACCGUGAGGAACUUCGAACGACCAAGCAAGCUCUAACUGCAAUGCCACAUGGCCUUGUCCAAGGGCUUGGUGGUGUUCCCAUGUCAGCGGGGGUAGGGCCCUUCCUACAGGACAACUGGCAUUUUUGCUGGGAAGUCAAAUAAUAACACAUUCCACCCGACAGCUCCAGGAGGUCAGUCAGCAGCUUGCCUGGUCCAGAGUCACCCCCUUUCAGUAUCCAAAGCCAGGUAGGCUGGGAUGCCUCCUGCUUGGGGCUGGAGCUGACCAAGUUCUCGCACAGGUAGAUUCUAAUCCCAUGUAGUUUGUAGAAAAAAGCUUGUGUGUUUCUUGAGGAUUCAUUGUUUCAUUUUAGUUUUCACAAGAUUUUGGCAGCAGACACACUUACAUUUCUGCCUAUUCUUUCUUAUCUUUCCAGCUCUUUUUUUUUUUUAAGAAAAAAAAGGAGUGCAAAAAAAAAAUGCCAAAAAAAUAUAUGAAGGAUAGCUGUUCUCCUGUGUUCUCUCAUUAUGGACUUUGUGAAGUGGAGACAUAAUUUUUUCCUCCAAAGGUGAAAAAGCAAUGCAUUCUUGCUUUUUAAAAAAAAAAAGAAGGCUAAAAAAAAUUACCUCUUUUUAAAUUAUGUGCAAAAUAAUUCUGGCUAAAUAUAAAAUGUAUUCAACUUUAGGGGUUUUUUUUGUAUUGUGAUGCUUUAUUUGUACAUUUUUUUCUUUUCUGGAUGUAAUUUUAAUCUCUUGCCAUUCAUUAGUGUUAUUUCAUUGUAAACAUUAUUGUGCCAAAUGUACUGUAUUCAAAAGGAUGUGAAUGUGUAUUGUUUCAGAACCUAAUAAAUACAAUGACAUUAAAUCUUA
Equus caballus (horse) is the source of this 5326-nucleotide messenger RNA. RefSeq names its product protein kinase C epsilon (gene PRKCE). Lineage: Eukaryota; Metazoa; Chordata; Mammalia; Perissodactyla; Equidae. Gene Ontology annotation, molecular function: ATP binding; diacylglycerol-dependent, calcium-independent serine/threonine kinase activity. The record is from RefSeq and is a predicted model, not a curated record. Gene Ontology annotation, cellular component: cytoplasm; nucleus. Gene Ontology annotation, biological process: peptidyl-serine phosphorylation; intracellular signal transduction.